Molecule: messenger RNA, 4068 nt
Organism: Ylistrum balloti
Lineage: Eukaryota; Metazoa; Mollusca; Bivalvia; Pectinida; Pectinidae
Product: tetratricopeptide repeat protein 12-like
Exons: 17
Coding region: 1-2220 (739 amino acids)
Molecular function (GO): protein binding
Source: RefSeq, a predicted model, not a curated record
AUGGCGUCCAAAGGCAAAGCAGAUCCAGCUCUGGAUGAUUUUUUAAGCAAAGUUGAUCAGAUUGAAUCCAUUGUAAAGACUCUGAAGUAUGGUGAUGACACCCAAGUCAAGACGGCCAUGCAGGAGGCAGAUUCCAUGCUGGCACAUGCUAAAUCCCACAAGGGCCAUUUCCCUGAGGAUUUGGGUCCAGUUGAACCUGGGGACGAGGAUCUUCCCCAAACAAAAACUGGUUUCAGUAAAACCAUGAUCAAUACAGCCCCAACUGCUGCUCCAGACCCAGAAGUGCCGUGUGCUGAUAGUUUACAAUAUGACAACUCAAGCCAAGAAUCCUUCAUGGCAGCUAUGGAGGCUGAUGCAAAUGAAAGAGCUGAGAGACGGAAAAAAAGGCAAAAGGAAGCAAACAUCAUAAAGGAAAAAGGAAAUGACGAGUUCAGACAGGGAAACUAUGAAAAAGCAUUAGAGUAUUAUUCAGAGGCUUUACAGAAGGUAAAGGACAAUACAGUAUUAUAUACAAAUCGAGCACAGACUCUCAUCAAACUUCACAAAUAUGAGGAGGCAUUAAUUGACUGUGACUGGGCACUCCGGGUGUUCCCUAACUGUAUAAAGGCUCACAUCCACAUGGGUCGAGCACACAUGGGUUUGGGACAAUAUGAGAAAGCAAGAGAGUGUCUACGAAAAGCUCAGGAGUGUGACCCUAAAAGAGAGUCAGCUAUUAAAGAAUACCUGUCAGAAGUUGACAGACUUGAACAAAAGGUGACCCAGGAAGUCCAGGCCAAACAGUUGUUUGAAUCAGGAGAUGAGAGUGCACAAACCAUUGUACAAUUACUAGAGAAAGUCUGCAAGCCGGAUCAGCUCCCUCUCUAUUAUAGUGGAGGAUUUACUCUCAUCUGUAGUGGACUUCAGACAAUGGAAGAUAAGACCCUAUUCAGGACAAAUGGUGGCAUUGAUCUCUUCUCCAGUCAUCCUUGUUUCUCACGAUGCAUAGCGUCCUCUCCUAGGAGCUUGUCUCAGGAACAGCUCACUAUGUUGACUUCAGGAGUAGAGAUGUUGGCAAUGGCAUGUACGGAAAAUGAAUCAAACCAGCAGCAUUUACUAGGAUUAAACAAUUUCUCUGAAUACAUUCUCCAGUUUAUGGAAGUUAAAAUCAAAGGUCAAGGUCGACUGAUGAAAUCUGCUUGUGUAACGUUAUUACAUCGACUGACUUUGUCAGAAUCAGGGAGAUCCACCGUAAUUCGUGUAUUCAAUCUGACGAGGUUAAUCGCAGUAUUGUUUGAGCUUAUUAGGACCAAUGCUACCAUAGCCAUUACAGCAGGCAGUGUUCUAAACAACCUGGCACUCGAUAAAAUGUUUAAAGUCAAAUUAAGAGACAAAAUUGAUGUAGAUGUUCUUCCUGCCUUUGAAUCCUUAUUGAAAGAUGGUUGUUCCGGCCAAGCUUGUGUUCUACCAACCUGUGUUACGACAAUGAUGAACCUGGCGAUAGACCCAGCUAUACGCGACAAGCUGUGUAGGCGUCAGGAUUUAUGGAAGGCGAUACUUGACCUUAUGACUCAACACAAAGAACGGCUUGACCAACCAAUUAGUGUUGAACUUGUCGAGUCUUUACUGGGUCUUCUGUCAAAUCUCACUUUCACUACGUCGCCACAACACAAAGAACAUGCCGUCAACAUCUGUAAACAGUGCCUGGAGUUCUGUAAAAAAUUUAAACACUACAAACUCAUCGUGUCACGAAGUCUGGGGGUGCUCAGCCAUGUUCUUCCCAACUCUAUACCAUCUGUUGAUUGGUUGUGUACAGAAGAUGGUGCAGAAAUCCUGAUGUAUCAUGUGAAGAGUGAAGAUGAUGCAGAAAACAGAAAACAUGCUUUAAAAGGUUUGACGGCCUGCACCCAAAUCAACGAACUUGCACGUAUAUUUGUAGUAGAUCACAAAGGACUUGGGACACUCAUACGACUAUUAAAGGCCGAGGACGAGAUUCUCAUCGGGAACUCAGCGUUAAGUCUGGGUCACUGUACUCAGGUACCCAAGGUGUGUGCGGCAUUAGCUAAAACAGACAUUAUCAAAGACUUGUUAGUGUUAGCCAGAGACGGAAGACGUCCUGCGGUACAACAAAACUGUGCCAUCCUCAUCGCAAAGCUUGCUCAAGGAGAUUCAAGACAUUUGGAGAAGUUACGAGAGCUCCAUGGCAUAGACAUACUUCACACGUGUAUGAAACAUCUCAAGUGAUUCUCAUGGCGGUCUCUCAUCCUCUUCAAUCACCUCAUCAAUUAGUGUUCCACAUUCUCAAACAGGGUAGCACUUCAGUCACAACAGUCUCAGGAUCAUGGAAUUCCAUCUAAUAAAAAUAAAGUUUGGACACCUGUUAAAUGUGGACAUAUGUUCCAUAUUUUUGUCAUUGAAAGAAAACAAAUAUUGAAAUGAAUUCGUUAAAGUUGGUAGAUUGAUAUACAGUAUUAUAUUGAUAAAAAUAAUUGAAGGUUGUUACAGUUUCUCAAGUAUUUAUUGACAAGAAAAUUACUUUGUUUUUGGUAGAUAUUUAAAGAUGGUAUGUUCAAUAUAAAACAGUUUUCCUGUGAAACUCUUAUUUUGUUUCACUUUUUAAUGGCUCUGAAUUGUUCAGCCACAUUGUUCGUCUCCUAUACUGUUUCUUAGAUAUUUGUACUUGCCAAUUAAAAUGUUUUUCAAUGUUUUGAAAAAAUGUUUUUGACGAUUUCCAUAUUUCUAUAAUGACCCUAAAGGUGGGCGAUUAUUUUUUAGGGUUAAAGUGAAGCCGCUCAAUAUCAAACACCCCUGUGACCAAGAUUUCUGUUCAGUUGGCACAAACGUUCCUACAAGAUGUCACACAAUGUAUUUCAUAAGAGUCUUUGACUUUAUUUACAAUAACAAGUUACAUCACAUAACCUGGUUAAAUCAAGAAUAUUUGAAUCUUUCGUAAUGGCAAAAUUUCACUAUAUAUAAAAGUAUGUCUUUGGUAUACUGAUUUUUGUUCUAAUAAAACUGGAAUUAUGCAGUAAUCAAUGAAAAUUUCAUGAUUAUGAUGUAAAAGAACAUCCAAGUCAUAGACAUGCAUCUCAUUUUAAACAGAUUGAAUUUUUACGAAAUUGUCAAAAUAUCAGACUAGCAUACAUUGUAUCUAUAUUUCCGGGUUUUGUUUGAUGCAGUAUACAUGAUCUUGCAUGCGAUUCUGUGUAAAAUGUUCAAAAAUGUGAUAUGUGAAAAAAACUACAAGUCAAUUAAUUGUUAUAUCAAACUUUUUAAUGUGUUUAAAAACUUUGAUAGGACAAUGAUGCAAGUGUAUGAUACUUUUGAUCAUAUUUAUUAGAAAAUCACUCCAAUUAUACCACAGAAUUGAAAACUUUGAUUGGUGCCGUACAAUUUUUUACUUCCAAGCCAGUAUUGUUAUCAGUAACAUUAGUGAUAUAUGAAUGUGUAUUACUUGAUAGAAUAGAGGUAAAUUGUCUGUCCUGCUUAGUCAUUUAAGAGAUUAACCUAUGAGCGGAGUUUGACCUCUUCUGUAUUUACUGCGAGUUUCGCUGGGGUAUCUUAUUGCAUAGUUUCAGUGACGUGUCUCACUUUCAGUGUAUCUUAUUAAGUGUAAUGGGUAUAUCUCGCAAUGUCACAGAACAAGUGCCAGUAAAGCAUCUCACUGCAGGUGUCAUAGACGUGUCUCAUGAAAAACGCCAUCAAAAGUGUCAUGGGUAUGUCUCUCUACAUUGUAGAACAAGUGUCACUGAAGUGUCUCAAUUUAAGUGUCAGUCACAAGAGUUUCAUUAAACGUGACAUAGAUACGUCUCACUAACUUGUUAUACAUGUGUCUUUAAAUUGUCUCACUAAGUUUCACUAAGUGUCUCAUUAUCUGAUUAUAUGGUUCGCUAACAGAUGCGUCUCUAUCUUGGAGUGUCACUUGUUUUUCAAUACAAGUGUCGUUCAUUCUAUUAAAAGUAUAUCUAAAAAUAAAUGCCACAAUGGGUGUUUCAAUAUGUGAGGGAUAUAUUAAAGGAAUUUCUUGAAGUGUCUCUCUACAAAUGAAGAAUUUCAUCAUUCAUGUACAUAAAUCACAUCACAGAAUUGAUU